This is a messenger RNA of Columba livia (rock pigeon), 4380 nucleotides long. It is a transcript of the gene TSLIG3B, whose product is annotated as family with sequence similarity 98 member B. The coding region runs from base 260 to 1543 and encodes 427 amino acids. Gene Ontology annotation, cellular component: tRNA-splicing ligase complex. The record is from RefSeq and is a predicted model, not a curated record. The transcript is spliced from 8 exons. Lineage: Eukaryota; Metazoa; Chordata; Aves; Columbiformes; Columbidae.
CGGUAACGGAGGAAAGCAAGGGCCGACCUGUACGGAAGGGCCGUUCCCACUUGUGAGCGACUGGCUGGCACAGGGCGCCUCUGCAGCCCCUUCGAGCGGCGGAGGCAGCCGCUGGGAGAGCCGCUUGGAGGCAGUGCGGGGCCUCCCGCCGGGCCCGGGCCUGCAGUGGCGGAACGCAACGGCGGGCGCAGGUUGCGGAGGGCCGCUUUGAGCAGGGCACAGCGCGGCGCGGCGGGCGGCGGCGAGCCGCGGUACCGGCAUGAGGGAGCUGGCGCCCGGCCCGAAGAUGGAGUGCGACAUCUUGGACGCGCUGGAGGCCUUGGGGUACACUGGUCCCCUCUUGGAGGAGGAAGCCCUGAACAAAGCAGCAGAAAAUGGAUUGUCUUCACCAGAAUUUUUUGAGCUUUGUGUUUGGUUAGGUUCCCAAAUAAAGUCACUUUGUAAUAUGGAAGAAAGCAUCUCUUCAACAGAUGGUGAUAAAGAUAUAGAAAGCUUCCAGCUUGAGAUUAGUGGCUUUCUGAGAGAAAUGUCUUGCCCGUAUUCAUCACUUAUAUCUGGAGACAUCAAGGACAGAUUAAGAGAGAAAGAAGAUUGUCUUAAACUCCUCUUAUUUCUAAGUACAGAACUUCAGGCUUCAAAGAUACUGCACAGCAAGAAAAUUAAAGGCUCUCAUUUGGGAAAGCACAAUGAAGUUCAUCAGGAAGUACAAGCUAUUUGUGAUGCACUGGGCCUGCCGAACUCCUCAUCUUCUGAUAUUCCUCUCUUGUUAACCAAUGUGGAACAAAAGAUAAAGGACAUUCUCUCAAAAGUUCAAAACAACCACGUGGGGAAAUCACUGCUAACAAAACCUCUGAAUUCUGACCAAGUGGAAAAAUUGGAAAAAAUCAAUGAUGCUCUUCGCAGUGAGUACGAAUGUCGCCGACGGAUGUUAGUGAAGAGGCUGGAUGUGACGGUACAGUCAUUUGGCUGGUCUGAUAGAGCAAAGGUAAAAACAGAUGACAUAGCACGAAUCUAUCAGCCCAAGCGCUAUGCAUUAUCUCCAAAGUCAACUAUUACGUUAGCUCACCUUCUCGCUGCUCGAGAAGAUUUAUCAAAGAUCAUGAGAACAAGUAGUGGAUCAACACGGGAAAAUACAGUCUGUGCGAUCAACAAGGUUCUGAUGGGUAGAGUACCUGACCGUGGAGGCAGACCAACAGAGAUUGAACCACCUCCUCCUGAAAUGCCUCCUUGGCAAAAACGACAAGAAGGUGGUGGAAGAGGUGGCUGGGGAGGUGGAGGUGGAGGUGGUGGUGGAAGGGGCAACUGGGGGGCUGGAGGGGGUAGAGGAGGAGGGGGUGGGGGCUUUGGGGGUGGGGGCUUUGGGGGUGGAGGUUUUGGAGGUGGGGGUUUCAGAGGUGGUGGAAGAGGAGGAGGUGGCUUCCAAGGUGGCAGGGGAGAUUAUGGUGGCAGAGGAGAUUAUGGUGGCAGGGGGGGUUAUGGUGGCAGGGGAGGCUAUGGUGAUCCGUAUGGUGGAAGGGGAGGGGGAGGAUACCGAAGAUACUAAAAGAUACUAAAAUACUGUAAAUAAUAAUAGAGUAACUGGCAAAAUACAGUGGUGGUGUUUACUGAUAUCAGGAAUUUAGAUAUGUUAACUUUGGUUUAGCUUAGAAUUAAGUAUGGUCAUAUGAAUCAUUGCAUUAGACCAGCUGAUGUUGUCAUUGAAUUCUUUUAGUUAACUGAACAGAACUUUUAUACUAAAAUGUGAUGACUAAAGUCCUUGUUUUUCGUACUGCUCAUAUGGUGUUUUUUAAUAUGUCUUUUUAUUUAAAAUAAGUCUCAGAAAACUGAAUAAACCCCUUUAUAAGCAAACAAAAAGUAUAUUAUUUGAUGUUUAGGCUUCUCUAAUUAUUGCAUGUUGCAUGUCCACUCCCCUGCUCUAAAAUGCUGUGUAGAAAAAAACCAAAAUGGUCCUAGGAACUGGAUGGAAACACUUUCAAAAGACUCUGGAAUCUUGUUUUCAGGCUUUUUUUCUUCAUCUAGUUUUCAUGCGGGACAAGUAAAUGAUUUUUAAUAUCAAGUGUUGAAAUCCUUAAGGCUUUGGUCAAAAUUACUCGAUUUGGUUUCUUAUGCUUCCAGAGCUUCAUAUAAAAGUAACAUUCUGAAUUAAUACUCUACAGAAACUAACGAAACCAAGUUGUUUUGUGUGUUCCUAAAUAUAUGAGAGACUGAAGGUCAGAGCACAUACCAUAAAUUCAGAAUCAUGGUGCGUUUUGAUAGUGUCUAUCUUCAUAUAACCUCUUUUCCAUUUUAUUGUUGUUUCAUAAAAAUAUUUUAAGAUCAGAUUGGGUAGGAAACUUCUGCAGCCAUCAUAUCUGGUAAGGGUUCAUUUAUAUAUUCCUUCUGAAUCAGCCUUCAGACAUGAAGGUUGAAUAAACUGAGCUUCUUGAGAAAGAAUAUACCAUUUCUUUGGGGUUUUUUCCUUUGCUUUUUUUUUUCCUCCCCUGCCUGCCAAUUGUUUGGGCAUCGUGGACUGCCCUGCUAAUAAGACAUCUACACUAGUUACCCUUUGUCAAUGACUUGUCUCUCUCUUACUCUGCCAGACAAUUAGUCUGAUAGCCUAAGAGAAACUGUCUUGAUAUUGUAAGGGUGCCUUCUCCCUCACAGACUGUGUCAGCCUAGAAGGAGCAGUUAGAUUUCAUACAGUUAUGGCUGUAAAUACAUGUAGACAAGAAUAAAAUUUAGAGCUGUCAUUUAAAGAAGACAGUUUCUGUUGUCCAGAGUCUUUUAGAUCUCUCUCCCCUGCUUUGAGGCCACUCCUGAGUACAGAGGUAGAACAGGGAGAUGAUUCCCAGGUACAUACUCUUGACAGUGUUUACCAUGGUCAUGUUACUACAGAGAGAUUUGGGAAGGCACCUGAUGAACCUGGGGAUGUUUGUUGAUUGCAUAUCACAGCAGCUGUGAAGCAUUUUGAGUUAUGACCUGUAAGCUUAGCUGCAGGUUGAACUUUAGGAUUUUAUUUUGGUUUUAUGUUCCACAGUUAUGAGUAUUUUCUGCACAAAUUUCCUGUGGGUGUCCAUAUUCGGUGUGCUCGAAAGAUGUUCUUUUACCUUCAGGAACAUGUGCGUCAUGUCCUGUUUCAUAAGCAGCUUUAUGCAUGAAUGUAAAGCUCUGUUCAAAAUCAAAUUAUUGUUUCUUUCAAAAGCCUGUGUCAGAUUUUGUUGAUGAGCCAUCACCAACCUUACCAUUUGAAAGUUUAAUCCAAAUAAACUUCAGAAGUUUCUGUCCUGUUCCUCUGUGAUCACAGUCUGCUUGAGAAUGCUGCUUGUGAUAUGGUAGAUGCAGCCUAGCUAAAUAUAGUUCCUCUGCCAGGUUUGUUUUUGUUUUUCUACACUCCUUUCUGACCUAAGCUGUUGUCAGCCUCUGCAGUCAUUAUGGAGGGACCCUCAUGGGUCAUGUGGAAGCAUAAUACUGGUUUCCUUGUGUUUGAGCUUGAUUUUUUACCUAAUCCUCUGGAAUUGCUCAGAAAUUGAUGACAUACCAGGUGAGACCAUGGGCCUUGGAGGUAAAAUGUCAGUCAGCAAAGGAAUGGAGUAGUUUGGAACAACCAAAGCCUUAAUAUAAAAUUCAUUUUUUGCUAAAAGUAAUUUUGGAACAGCAGUCAAACAUUUAGCUUCACCAAAGAAAAAAUGCUAAGAAAAUCGAAUGGCUUAUCUAUGCAUAAAGAUUUCAUCAGUCUUAAGAUGUGAAGUUGGGCUGUUUUAGUUGAGCUGUUGUAACUGUGGAUGUGCCUCGGUGCUUUUACACUCCUCAGUUUGUCCUGAUAGGGCAGGUUUGAAUGAAGUAAACCAUCAAGUGAAACAGCUGUAUGCCCACAAGUAAUUCUAACAGUUAAAUUAUUUCAGUGUCAUAUUUCAAUUAUACUUAUGUAGACCAUGUAAAAGAUGGGAAUUUCAAUAGGUUAAAGAUUUUUUUUUUUUUUGUAAUCUGGCCAUUUCAGUUUUUUUAAAUAAUUCCAAAAUGUGAAGCUGGUAUUUGAAAACUGAAGUAAGCACCACCACAUUUCAUAGAGGUAUCCUUUCUGUCCUCUGUUGUCAGAACAUUUGCUAUUAAUUUAUCAAAAGAUGCAAUAAUACCAUGAAAAUAAUUGAUUUGAACCUCUUAAAUUUUGUAUGUCUGUCUUGAAAAAAUAGUGUUUUCAAAAUUCUGUUGUGAGUAAAAGAUUUUCAUAUAUAUGUUUGAGCAUUUUUGUGUUUAUUCACACCUAGUGAAUAUCUACCUGAAUAUUGUUUUGGUUGAUAAAGAAUUGAAAAAUAGGUUGGGUGGGGUUUUUUUUCAGGAUUUGAGAGAGACACACUUUUGUUAACAGCUGUAAACACUAAGGAAUAAAGUACUGUACUUGAA